AUGAACAAGGAACCAAACAAAAGAUACAUCCACGUGUACUAUGUUAAAAAGAAUGAUAAAUAUAGAAGACAUGGUAAAAGGUGCGAAAGGGAAAAGGGUUAUGUUACUAUUGAAAUAACAAGAAUAGAUGAAAGAAAAUGCCCUUACAGAAAAAGAAAAAAUCAGGAACUUCUCCAAAAUGAUAAGACCAAUGAGUUUUUACAAAGUUCUAUAAAAAAUUUUUCCAAAAAAAAAAAAAUAAAAAAAACAUGGACCAAGAUAUUAUAUGACAUAUUACACCAUACAACAAAUAGUAUAAAUCAGAAAAUAAAUUCUUUCUUAAAAUUUUUUGUUUUACAUUCGGAUUAUUUUUCUAGAGCACUAAAUAUAAGCAGAGAAACAUUAGUACAAGAUUCUUUCAAAUAUUUCAAUUCAGAAAAUGCGAGAAGGAUGGUAAACUGUACUAGUAGUAGUAUGUAUGAACAAAAAUUUCAUCAAACACAAAUUACAAGUGCUAUACCAGAAAGGAGGGAUUCCUUUCAUAAAUUUCAGAUUCUUAGUAACAACAUCAUACCGUGUAACCAUUUAAUGGGUAUAUUUGAUAAAACAGAAGGUUCUGACAAAUGCUAUGCAAAGGAUAUUAUGACGAACUUGUGUGAUGUAAAAAAUAAAAUUCAGGAUAAAAAUAUAGAUCAAACGAAUGAAUCCUUUUUCAUUAAUGAUAAAGCUUCUUCAAAUGAGACAAUUAGCAUGUUAGAUACAUCAAAUGAACAAAAUAAUUUAGAGAAACAAAAUGUUAAAAACUUUUACAUUUCCACAGUAAAUAGAAAAACGAAUGCGAAAAAUAUCAGAAAAAUCAGCUUAAUAGAGAUAUCCGUCGAUCCGCAAUUUUUUAUUUCCCAAGAUUUUUUGACAGACUUAGAAAGUUAUCUAACAUUGAACCAUUGUCUUCUGUAUGUUAAGAAAAAUAAAAAAGAACUCACGGAGAUUCAUCAAAACUUUUUUUCAAUUCUGAUAAAUGUUGAUGAAGUAAAAUUUUUGGAAAACAAGUUGUCCAAGUCUGUACUCAGACAUAUCGUUAGACGAUUAAAUUCUUUGUUUAAAAUACCAACUAAUGAUAUUUGCGGCGUUGAGUUUUGUUUAUAUUUAAAAAAUAAUGAUAUGUGUGAGGCACCAAAUUUUAGUGAGAAGAAUAUGUACACAUAUUCAAUUAUAAUAUUUUUAAAUAACAAAAAUACAAACUUUGUGGAAUUCCCUUAUUGCGGAUUAAAAAUUAUGACCAAGACAGGUAACUGUUUAAUAUAUGAACACAAGAAAAAUGUGUCAAAUAAUAAUAUUUUUAAAUUUGGUAUGUCUGAAGAAAAAUUAUUUUUUUUAAAAAUUAACCUCAAGGAUCAUAUAAAUUUGCAUAUGUUAAUAGGUCGAAAACAUGCUAAACUUAAGCAUGAUCAGUUAUUUGAAAAAAAUAAAAUGACGUACAUUUCUCCAAAUAAAAAUAAUUCGAAAAAUAAUACAUUAUAUUCUUACAACCAAUAUUUUAAUGAAUUUUUUCCAAUACCUGUUCCCAAUAAUACGAACUUAAUGAGAAAUAGCUACUUAUGUGUUAAAAAAAACAUGGAUAUAAUUAAUAAACAAAUAAUACAGUUAAACACAAACAGUAUGAGGGGCCUAUUUUUACGGGCGAAACAAAAGGGAAAUUAUCCUCCUUUUUUUGCUUCCUCUCAGUGCUAG
This is a messenger RNA of Plasmodium malariae, 1710 nucleotides long. Its product is annotated as conserved Plasmodium protein, unknown function. The record is from RefSeq and is a predicted model, not a curated record. The coding region runs from base 1 to 1710 and encodes 569 amino acids. The transcript is spliced from 2 exons. Lineage: Eukaryota; Apicomplexa; Aconoidasida; Haemosporida; Plasmodiidae.